This is a messenger RNA of Aspergillus steynii IBT 23096, 2045 nucleotides long. RefSeq names its product autophagy-related protein 17. The record is from RefSeq and is a predicted model, not a curated record. Gene Ontology annotation, biological process: autophagy of peroxisome; autophagosome assembly; activation of protein kinase activity. Bases 290 to 1951 code for a protein of 553 amino acids. NCBI's taxonomy places the organism in Eukaryota, Fungi, Ascomycota, Eurotiomycetes, Eurotiales, Aspergillaceae. Gene Ontology annotation, molecular function: molecular adaptor activity; protein kinase activator activity. Gene Ontology annotation, cellular component: Atg1/ULK1 kinase complex; phagophore assembly site. The transcript has a single exon.
CGUCGAUCCGACGGUUGAGACCCGUUGGAACUGGUUAUUUCGGCACCACCUUCUCGAUCCUCGCCUCUUAUGGGGUGAUUCUGAACUCAUCUUACGCACCUCGCACGACAAUCCGGUCCCAUUCCGCAUACUCCUGGUGGCUCUGCACAAAAUCUCGUCCGGAGGCCCCGUCGGUCAUCAUUGGGCGCUUAGAUCCCUCUGAGACAGCAAUCGCCUUGGAUCAAUCGCCCGGCUACGCUCGGAUGCAACCUCAUUUGUGAGAAGGAAAGCUCCCAAAUUGUCGUCCGCCAUGUCGCUGUCCGAAUCGUCCUCCGGCUCGGGCGGCGCUCCUUCUGCCCCUGGUCCAGACCCCUCCGAUGACCGGGACGCGUCGAUGCCUCAACUGGCGACACUCAUCAAUCAUCUGGUCGCGGCCAAACGGUCGCUGUCGUCAAUCAAUCAUGUAUGGCGUGCCAACGAGAUCGUCACGGCUGCUCGCGCCACGCUGGAGGAGAGCGUCGUGGUGUCUGCUCGCACCGGUUUCCUGCGUCGCGGCCUGAACAACCAGCUGCGCCUGCUCUACAAUGUCCGCACCGAGGUCGAGGAUGUGUCUCUUCGGGGUCGCUCGGAAUUUGCCGGAGUGCUGAAGAGUCUCGAUGCCGCCGACGCGCGACUCCGAAAGACCUUAAAUUUGUUGCGAGACACGAUUGUCCAUGCCUCCUUUCGCCCCGGGGAUGAAGAGCCCAAGAGCCUGCAUGACUUUGUAGAGGAACGAGGCGUCGAGGAGCUCCAUGCCGCUCUAAAACACUCGAUCGAUCGGACCAGUGCUGCGCAAGGGGACUUGGAUUCUUCCAACGCCUCGUUCGACGAGGAGCUCGGUUCCAUCAAGGAAGCGCUCGGAAACUAUCGUGCUGCAACCAAACUUGCAUCAUCUAGAUCCUCCGCUUCCUCGUCCUCGUCAGCAUCCAAUUCCAGUUUGCCCUCCCUGUCCUCCAUGCCAUCCAUGCUGCAUUCCCUGGAGAUGCACGCGCAGGAAAUGGCUAAUUUGUUGGAGUCUCUGGUCCGACACUUUGAUCUCUGCGUGACCGCGGUCAAGCACACCGAAGGCGGAGGCGCCGCCGCGCGUUCCAUCACCGGCGAUAUGCCCGCCGGCAUGCACGUCAGUGGGCGUGGAGGGCCUAAUUUCGAGGAAGGCAUCAACGCCAACCUGAAUGCCCCUCUCGAUCCUCUCAGCGACUCUGAGUACCAGGAAAUGGUGAAUGUCCUGAUCAAAGACGCAGCCGAGGCGGAGGAUGUCGUGAUGGAGAUCCAAUAUCGCAUCACGGAGAUGGAGUCUGACCUGGACCACGUAACAGCCCAGCGCGACACCCUCCUUUCCAUCUACAAUGCCACCACCAGCGUGUUUACCCACAUCUCCUCGCUCGCCUCUGCGCGGUUGCCCGGGUACAUUGCACAGGCGCAUAAUUUUACCCGCGUAUGGAGCGAGGAGCACGAACGUAUCGAAGUCGGUUUAGUAGAGCUCUCUGACCUCAACUCGCUGUACGAUGGCUUCCUCGAUGCCUAUGACGGUCUCAUCCUCGAGGUGUCUCGCCGAAGACAUGUGCGACAGCGUGUCGAGAAAGUCCUGCGCGAUUGCAGGCACAAGUUAGACCAACUUUACGAAGAAGAUGUCAAUGCCCGCGAGACAUUCCGUGUGGACCAGGGCGACUAUCUUCCAUCUGACAUAUGGCCGGGCAUCGGCCGUGAGCCGAUGCGCAUCGAAUUCCAGCGCAUAUCCGGAGGUGACCUGAAGGGUAUCGCUGCACAGGCGGAUGACCAGCAAGAACUGCCGGCGCCUGAAACCGAGGAGGUAAAACCGACGGUGCCGGCAAGUCAAGCCGCUGGCGACGGGGAAACUAUCCCUGAUUUGCCCAAGCACAUCGUCGAGCAAGCCUUAGCUCGAGUGAGAGCCAAAAUGCGACUCGCCUCCUGACAGCAACCUUACGCUUGGUCACGGCGAUUUUGCAAUCUUCACUACUGAUAUAUAUCAUUUCCGCUUCUCUUGAAGCACUGGAAGCUCCGGUUGA